ACCUAGCCCUCUUCCCGCCGCUAGGUCUGUUCUUUUGCAGCCUCAGAUGUAAGCGCUGGCUCUCCGCCAUGCCUCAUCGAGACUCCAAGGAGUCCUUUCCCGACUCCUUUUAAGGUCUUCUUACCCAGACAAGGAAAACGAUCGUUCCCAGUGCUCAGGGCGUCCCUUAACCUGACGGUGACCGGAUCCAAAGCUUAAAUCCUUAGUAGUCCAAGCCUCACUUCCUGUCUCCCCAGCGCUUUGGGCUCAAGCCCAGAUCCCGCCCAAUCCGUCACUACAGUACUCAGUAAGCAUGGGUCACCAUGUUCGUUUGUGGGCUGGAGGAUUGAUGUUUCCGGCCGUCCCCGGGCCCUCUCCAGUGCCGGAACUAUAGUGCUAGAGCCCUGGUUUUCCCCAGCCGGCUAAGUGAGAGUAAAGGGCAAGUAGGCUUAAAGGAAAGGGAGGGGCCUGCGCAAGGCAUUCUGGGAGCGCGUGGUGUUCGUGAUACUCGGGCCCGUCGUUUCCUCGCCUCACGCCUUCUCCUUCUAACGUUUGUGCCGGAACCGAAAAAAAGAAAAAAGAAAAGCCUGCAGUUAGUUGCCUAGGAAGAGUCCUGCCAAGAUGUCUAUUGGUGUGCCGAUUAAAGUCUUGCACGAGGCUGAAGGCCACAUAGUGACCUGUGAGACCAACACCGGGGAAGUAUACCGAGGGAAGCUCAUUGAAGCGGAGGACAACAUGAACUGUCAGAUGUCCAACAUCACAGUCACAUACAGAGAUGGCCGAGUGGCACAGCUGGAACAGGUAUACAUACGUGGCAGCAAGAUCCGGUUUCUGAUUUUGCCUGACAUGCUGAAAAAUGCACCCAUGUUAAAGAGCAUGAAAAAUAAAAACCAAGGCUCAGGGGCUGGCCGAGGAAAAGCUGCUAUCCUGAAGGCCCAAGUGGCUGCAAGAGGAAGAGGACGUGGAAUGGGGCGUGGAAACAUCUUCCAGAAGCGAAGAUAAUAGUCUCCAUUGAAGAGGACUUUGUCCUUUCUUCUCUUAGGUUAUUGGAGGGUUGUUUUUUUUGGGGGGGGGGGGGUGGUUACAUGUGCAUAUGUCCCAGGUUUUCUUUUGAUAUUUCUUUGUUUCAGAGAAACUGUUAAGCUAAAUAAAAUUUGGUUGUUUUGUGGUUUG
Molecule: messenger RNA, 1152 nt
Organism: Mastomys coucha (southern multimammate mouse)
Lineage: Eukaryota; Metazoa; Chordata; Mammalia; Rodentia; Muridae
Gene: Snrpd3
Product: small nuclear ribonucleoprotein D3 polypeptide
Exons: 4
Coding region: 601-981 (126 amino acids)
Biological process (GO): RNA processing; spliceosomal snRNP assembly
Cellular component (GO): U4 snRNP; catalytic step 2 spliceosome; precatalytic spliceosome
Molecular function (GO): RNA binding
Source: RefSeq, a predicted model, not a curated record